AUGGCUUUGAUAAGAACACAACCGCUUGGAAAUUAUUGGGCAUUUGAAAAUAGUUGGGAUGCAGAGUUAUGUCAUUGUCGUGAUGAAUUAGGAACAUGUUGCUUCGCAUAUUGGUGUUGUCCUUGUUUUCUAUGUCAAUUACAUACACGUACAAGUACAUGUUUAUGUACAUGGUGUUUGCCUGGAGGUACUACUGGAUUUAGAACUAAAAUUCGAACAGGUUUUCGAAUUCAGGGCACAAUAUGUGGUGAUGCAUGUGUUAUGUGUUUGUGUCCAUGUUGCGCUGUUCUACAAAUCUAUAAUGAAUUAGAAUAUCAAGGACUUUAA
Molecule: messenger RNA, 327 nt
Organism: Rotaria sp. Silwood1
Lineage: Eukaryota; Metazoa; Rotifera; Eurotatoria; Philodinida; Philodinidae
Source: the annotation of a GenBank genome assembly